CGCUAACCACUGCACCACCGCUCCCCACAGCACACACACACACACCGGACACACACACAGAGCACACACACAAAGGACACACACACACCGGACACACACACACAGAGCACACACACACGGGACACGCAUCCCUCUUUCAUCAGCGCACACACACGCACAGUGCUCAUAUGCACACAGAGCACACACACACAAUCACACAGCACAAACACACAGAGCGCAUACAACACACACACAGAGCACACGCAGCGCGCAUACACACACACAGAGCGCGCAUACACACACAGAGCGCACCAACACAAUCACACAGAGCGCGCAUACACACACAGAGAGCACAGGGCGCACACACACAGCGCACAUAAACACACAGCGCACACACACACAGCGCACACACACACAGCGCACACACACACACCGCCUCUGCUCCUCCCCUCCGCACUGUGUGUGGUUUCCGUGCUGCCGCAGUGCUGCUUCUGCUGCCCGCCCCCCCCCCCCACAGCGGCGCCCAGCGCAGCCUGCCGGCAAGGCGCACGCACGGGUCGUGUGCACGCAGCACGCAGCGCGGCGCGGCGCACAGCACUUUGCGGGAUUGCCACACGGUCAAUACGACCAACAACACACGUAGCGCGAGCCUGGCUGCUCGCGCGUGACACACGCACAGCGGUCUCUUGCGUUGCUGGAGCGGCCAGGCGCGCUCGGAUGUCCGGACCGAGUGGCGCUGAUUGCGACCUUGGUCUGAACGUCGGGCGUACGGCGGUGGGUGGGUUGUGUGUGCGAGCGUGGUAUGUUUACUCUCGUACGUGCGGGUAUCUGCUUGAAUAAUUCACGAAUUGAUAGCUCGCGGUCUGCAUUGUGCGCGGUCGUCAGCGGGCGCUCUCUGCUGACAAUUUGAUCUUUACUGCUGCGCUAUCAAGGGGUGAGUAGCUACAUCAUUGAACAUUAUAUUACGUGUGCCGGUGUAUAUAUAGAGAGAGCACUAUAUUUAAAACCGACACCGAUAAAGUAUAAUGGUAUGUGUAGCUUGCAAAUCGCGCGAGGCGGAUUGCAUGUGUGAUGGUGUGGGCUUGCCGAGCCAUUUGAAGGCGUUGUAGGUAGGGGCCCAUCCACACACCCAGAUUACACGGUGUGUUAUCAUCUCGGUACAAGUGUCACCCCGUCAAAUUAUCGAACAGCAGCAGGCGACGUUCUUGUACAUUAGUUGUAUUACUGUGCGCAUUGAUAAUUGCAUGUAAACCCGUGUAGCGAAUCGCAGUGCAGUGUUACUAUACGAAUUGUCAAUACACAAGACGGUCUCAUUUGAAUUUGUUCGAGAAUUUGAGCAGCGAAUUGGACACGAUUUAGCAUUGUAUUAUGUAUAUAUGUCGUCUGCAUAGAGCACGCGAUUAACUUAUAAUAGUUCAUUGUCAUUGGGACCCCACUGCCAUCGCUUGGCUUAGCGUCGUGAUGAUUGUGUUGAGGUGUAGGCAGUAGAUCGGCUCAGUGGCUCAUUCAGCCAGACGACAGCCCUCUCACAUCCAGACGAUCGCCCUCGCCACCAUGGGGCUGUGCUCUCUCUGCGGCCGCGCCGUCCGCUUUAUCCUCCUGCGGCCCGCGUCUCUGCUUCUCGCCUGCCUCUGCCUGGCCUUCUGGUCCUACCUCGGAUCUCCGGGGACCCGGGUUCGAACCCUGGUCUCUGCCGGGAGCGGCACGGCUGGGCGUGGCGCUGCUCGAUUCUUGGGUGGGGGAGAACUGCCUGGUGCCAGGGCCGGUGCUGGCGGUGCUGCUGCUGCUGACGGUGGUGGUGGUGACAUCUCAGACGCUGCCGAUGACAUGGAAGGGCCGGGAGGCUACAUGGCUCAGGCUGGCCGCCCAGGGAUGAUGCCUGGCGGAGGGCCUGAGUUUGUGGAGGUGGCGAAAUGGAACAGCAAAGCGGCCUCCGCAUUUGCUCUAAGGGGACUUGGUCGAAGGGCUGCUGCUGCUGGUGGUGGUGAUCGAGGACCUUCAGACCCUAAAAUGCGCGCGCUUGAAGAUUGGGACAACCGCACUCACCCUGGAAUAUUUUGCAUCUUUGACACCCACGGAGGAGAGUUCGCCGCAGACUUCUCUCUCAAGCGGCUGACCCAAGGCCUCCGCCGACGGCUGCUGGAGGAGAGGGUCGGCACCGCGCCGCCGGCCGCCCCCCGGGCUCCUCCGAGGGCCCCGCCCCCCCCUCCGUCUUCGACGUCGUCGUCGCUCUCGUCGCUCUCGUCGGCCCCGGCGGCCCCAGCGGCGGCGGCGCCGUCCAACGGAGGAGGGACCUCGCCCGCGGCGGCCCUCGCGGCCGGCGGGACGUCGGCGAGGGCCCCGGGCGGCGACGGCGACCGCCGCCGCCGCCGUGGCGCGAAGGCCCGGGCGGUGGGGCGCCCCGCGCGGGAGCUCGCGGCGUCCCGCGUGCGCGAGCUGGCGCUGGAGGAGGUCCUCGCCACGGAGACGGAGCUGCUGGCGCACCAGGCGGCGAGCCAGGACGAGUCCGGGACGUCGCUGCUGCUCGCCGUGGUGGGCGAGCGCGGCCUCACCGUGCUGAGCGUGGGCGACUCCCAGGCCGUGCUGUGCGACCGCGACGGGCCCGCGCGACCCCUGACCCGCCCGCACAAGCCCUACCUGCAGGCCGAGCGCAGGCGCAUCAAGCGCGCAGGCGGGUACAUCAGCUUCAGCGACCGAGCGUGGCGCGUGCAGGGUGUCCUCACGGCCUCGCGCUCGCUGGGCGACCCGGGCCUCAAGGCCUCGCGGGUCGUCAUCGCCGAGCCCGACGUCGUCACCCGAGAGACGAACCCCGACCCCGUCGAGUCCGCGACCGGCGUCUCCGCCGGCGGCGCGGAUGCCGGCGGAGACGGAGGAGCUCGCGCCGCCGGGUCCCCGGGCCUCCUCGGGGAACCCGGCGGCUUCCUGCUGCUCGGCUCCAACGAGCUGUGGAGCGGCGUCUCCCCGGACGAGGCGUGCGCCCUCGUGAGCGAGCGGCUGCUCGACCCGGGCAUGGGGGCGCGGGAGCUGGCGCUGCGGGCGUUCCACCGCAGGGGUGGCCCCGACGCGCCCAUCGCCGUCAUGGUCGUCAAACCGCCCCUCGGGGCCCACUGAGGACCCCCCCCCACCACCCCCCCGCUCAAUGCGUGCGUGUGCGUGUGUGCGUAGGCGCUGGCUAACGACGCUUGCCCCAACGGUCUGUUGAGGCUACGACGGAGAUCUUUGUCUUUGUGCGCACGGUGGCGUAGCGUCCAGCACGCUGCGCUACGAACCCGGCAAUCUGUGUUCGAUUUUCUGGCCCACGAACGGUUCUGUGAAAUCAGUGAUAUCCUCGGCGAUCUGCCCUAGGUCGACUCAGCCUAAAAUGUAUUCUUGCUGCAGUCUGUAAAUGUCAGCACUAGGCAGACUAAGGUGGCCGGGCGUGGUGCUACCCUUUCGGGCGUUGUGCCAGCCUUAGCACGUGCUCCCUAACAACAUUUGCCCAACAGCUUGUAAAAGCCUCUGCGGGGGAUCUUUAUCUGUGUGUUUGUUGGCACUGCAGGGAGUGUGGGUAGGCCAUGUGACAGUCACCGUGUUGUCUUAACCCAACUACAGUCCCUGCGACCCACCAUGAUAUGCGUUUCCACGUUUACCAGUCUUCUCUCAUCACACAUCUACGAAUAGCCAAUAAUGCUUCAUUACGUCCCACGUGACGUCCAGAGUGCUGAUUCUAGUUACAGCUCCUGUGUAGACUGUGUGGGGGAGCGGUGAUGCAGUGGUUAGCGCUACGCUGCGCUACGAAUGCGGCGACCCAAGUUCAAUUCCCGGUCACGGCCAACAACAGUGACGAUUAUUUUAACCGGUCUUGGACUUAUCCCUUGGUCGACUCAGCCUCAAAUAAGUACCUGGUGACGUGUAAACAUCCCCACUAAGGAGACAAAGGCGGCCGGGCGUGGUGCUGGCUACCCACCCUCUCCAUGUGCCAUUCCGGCCAACCGUCUGUUCAGGAUCCGCUCACCGUCGUCGAGAGAGAAUGACUCGAGUGGGAGGAGCCGCAGACGAGCAGGAAGGCAGCCAUGCAAUAAGUCGGUGCCAACAACUGCCCAAGCUCUGCGAUCCUCUAUAUGAACGUAUUGGCGGUACACCGGUGAUGCGCGGUAUAAAACAAAACAAAAAGCAGAUUUUUCGCAAGCAUUAUUUAUUGUCCAGCGAUUUUCAACCCCGGUCAGAAAAUCUUGCGCUGUGGUAGUGGUGGUGCGUCAAAAUCAGUUCUCGUGAUGUCGAAGCAGUCGGAAGACGAAUGUCAGUUACAAUUUAGAUUUGAGAACUGUCGUUCUGAGGACCCCGGUGUGUUAUGCUGCACCGGUGUGCACAGGCCAAUACGUUCAAUGAGUGAGUGCUCGAGGAGCAACCGUGCAUGUGUGUGGUCACACCGCAGCUGGCAGAAGGGCCCCCACUCAAGCGACUUGUACUUCCAUUCAAAUAGUUGAACCUGUAAAAGUGGAUAAUGAUGAGUGACAAAGACUGACGUUUGGAAAUCGCUGGGUUAACCCAUUACAGUCCUCCUCUUGUGAUAUUUACCGCCACUCUAAGUGCGCCGAGCCUGUGGGACAAAUGCUGCGGUGACGUCCCUGCCAAGUCUGCCUCGAUGUCCUGUUGGUGUCACAAACACAGUGGCGACAGUAUUCCCACCCCUCCGCUGGAAUCAUCUUCCCUUGUACAUCACGCAGCAGUCACCCUCCUGCACCUCCUCCCCUUCAUCUCUUAACGCCUCAACCUCUUCAAGCCUCACCUCUUAAAGCUUCACCUCUUAAAGCCUCACCACUUCCCUACCGCCCGAUCUCUUCCCUCCGCCUUGCCCAUUCCACUCCUUCCCGUUCCUCUCCCCCCUCUCCUGAGCCCCAAGUGCCCCUUCCAUCGCGGUCGCCCAUUCCUCAAUCGUCAAUCAUUUUACCCUGUCACCGUGUUGCAAGCGAUGUCAAGCGCCUUGACUUGAAGGUGCCCGAUGGACACGACUACGUUCGAUUAGAUGACCCGGCCGCGUAGAACGUUGAGGCCCGUGUCCACACGAGUUUAAGAUUUCUGCCCGGCCGGAAACCUCACCUAGCCUCAGGUGAGGCGAGUAGCGAGAUCGUCCGCGGGAGAAACCGCCUGGAUCUGUAGCUGACUCGAGCUGUGUCGAGAGACAUCGACACGGAGUGGGGGGGGGGGGGCUGGGUAGGGUGGCGGAGGGGUAGCACACUCGAGUUGGCCUGCGUACUCAAGUUCUGUGGCCUCAUGGCUACUUUGUAGUCGUGGUGGAUGGCGGUUGUUAUUUGUCGUCGUUGCUGCUGUUUGCGUGUUGUGCCGGUGCAUUAUUAUUUGUCCGUGUUCAAGUUGACGGUUCGCAGUGGAGUGUCCGCAGUGAUUCGGAAGUAGCUGCCGCGUCUGGCGGCGUUGUGGCACGAAGCACAACUCCCAAGUCGGACGGCUCGCGAGCUCCAAUCCCCGUCGGGGUCAGGUCGGGGUCAAGUCGGUCCAUCGCCCCUCUGACGUUUCGUGAAAAGCCGUAAUCUAGCCCCCGUCAUGGGAAUGUGGAAUAUCCACCACCGGCUCAGAUCAAACAACAUAAACGAGUCCUGCCACCGCAGCGUUCAUCCGAGCAAUGAAACCCCUUUUUGACAUUUUGUGACCGAUGAGCAUUCGACGUCACUGCGCCGCUCCGUAAUUUGGUUCACGGUUGUCCUGUGGAGCGCCCCGAUCUGUCCCCCCCCUCCCCCCGUCGUUUGGCACGACGUCCGACGUUUCAGCUGCCCGUGCUCGGAGCCUCUCCAGGAAUACGCCGGGAGCUUUCUUUGGUUCGGGCACACGGAAACGAAACGUCGGAUAUUGUUUGCCGCAGCAGCAGCACGUGGUACCGUACAACCCAACGGCUCGCUGGAGGGUCGGCCGUAGUUUUACAGUAACGACGUCGCUAUUUUUAGACGCGGUCAGCUUUUGUAAAUGUCUAAACAUGCAUUUCCGUAUAAGUUUUAUUUAGUUAUGUUUCUUUUCAAAUGUAACUUUUCUUCCUUGUGGAAGGUCCAUUGAACAAAAAAGUAACUCACACGAUGUACACAGAUGGGUGCUUUCCAUUGCACCGGUUGAGUACUUUAUCAAGUUUACACAUUCCAUUGUAUACGCUUGUUCAUUAUCCGGCAUGCACGAGAUGCAUGGACAUCACUCCCACAAUACACUCGCUCGCAAAGCCCUUCACUUUAUUGUAAACAUUACUUUUAUUUAUUCCGUAAAAAAAAACUCUUAAUUUUCCUAGAAUUGCGAUUGCGGAUUAUAGCUGCUCCAACUUUACUUAAUUUCCAUUCGUGUUGAUUAAUAUCCGUGAGUGAGUUCACUGGACUGUAUUAUUAUGCCAAAAAAAUUUCACGGCAAGGUUGUAUAAGAAUAUUAGUUCUCUGUGGUUUUUUUGAAAGACCGUUAAUAUUACGAUUAAGUUGAAUUGUGUUGGGUUUGUUGACAUUUUAACACGGAGGCUUUCGCGACCAAUAUCAUCCAUAAUCGAGGUGCGGAGCGGUGGUGUAGCGGUUAGCGCACUGCGCUAUGAACCCGGCGACCCGACAUCGAUUCCCGCUCACGGCCAAAACCAGUGACGAUUAUCUGAACCGGUCCUGGGUCUCCUCCAGGUCGACUCAGCCUCAAAUGAGUAUCUGGUGUGGUGUGUAAACAUUAUCAAUGGGGAGACAAAGGCGGCCGGAUGUGGUGUUGUCCACCCACCCCCUCGUGUGCCAUGCCGGCCUUCAUAGGUGCUCGCUAACAGCACUUCCUCUCCAAAAAAACUGUUACAGGCUAUACGGGGGAUCUUUGUCUUGUUCACUUGUGUACUUGUCAUUUACCUGUACAUAGAGAGAGAGCGAGUACUGUAUAGAGAGCUGUGUAGUCCACUCAACGUUGGCUGUGCACACCUUUGCGACUAUGUGCGACGUUACUGUGUGGGGGUGUUUGGGGGUCUUCCUCGCAGCUCCGUGAGGCCUGCCGCCUGCUCCUCCUCGGCGAGCCCACGUGGCAUCAACCAGAGGCGUCGUCCUCUCUCUCUCGCCGUUGUGCAGGGGCUGACGUCACGCAGGUGCUGCCCCCUUCGAUGGUCAUUUAAUUUGAUGAUGCUGAUAAUUGCAGAUCUCCACCUACCAGAAGAUAGAGAAUGGAUAAUGAUGGUGGUGAUGCAUCGACAUGAUGGUACACUGGCAUUGGCAGAUGUGAAUCAGCAGCAGAUGGAAAUAUUCUGCUGAUGGUGAUGGUGCUGAUGAUGAUGAUGGUGAUACAUCGACAUGAUGGUACACUGCCAUUGGCAGAUGUGAAUCAGCAGCAAAUGGAAAUAUUCUGCUGAUGGUGAUGGUGCUGAUGAUGAUGAUGGUGGUGAUACAUCGACAUGAUGGUACACUGGCAUUGGCAGAUGUGAAUCAGCAGCAGAUGGAAACAUGCUGCUGAUGGUGAUGGUGCUGAUGAUGAUGAUGAUGACCUAAAUUCAGCCGGGUCCGUCCGGGUCAGAAUACCUGAAACUAGUUGCACGCCCGGCAUACCACAUCGAGUAUACAUAUCGCUCUGGCAGUGAGUACUCCUCACGUGACUACUUCCGGGUAUGCAAACGAUCCGGAUAUUCAGUGAUAAAUUAAGCCCUGAUGGUGGUGAUGAUGGUGAUGAUUUUACAUGGUGUCAAUUUAAGAUGGUUAAUGAUUUUAAAUCAUUGGAUCAUGAUAUGAUGAGCGAGCUGAUGAUGAUGAUGAUGCUAACGUUGAUUAUGAUGACUGAGAAGUAACUAUGAUUAUUUUGCCACAACAAAACCAAGAGUGGAGGUUUUGGCAUCCGUUAUUAAUAUUAAAAUAACCCUGUAUAUGCAACAGUGCUUAGAUGUUUAUAACUUGUAAAUUAUUACAGAGCUUACGCUAUCGAUUUACGUCCAAGAUGUGUAUUGUUCAAAAUGGGCAUUUCCCACAGCCGUCACAGACGCCUCGCCCCGUCAGAGACAGAAGCGUGGCAAUUUCACAUUGCCACGAUGGGGGAAAAAAAACACAUAUCCAUCUGACGAUAUCCAUCUCACGAAUACAACCAGCUUACUCGGACAGAAGUAAUAUGAUGGUAUCGUUAUUAUUGUUGACGUUUUAUGUGGUUUUUUACUUUUAGUAAUUGCCAAGCGUGCUUGUGAGUUUUGUUUCACACGUCGGCUUUCGCAACCAAUAUCAUCCAUAAUACAGGUUUGUUUUGGGUUAGAUCGCGUAAUAUAUAAAUGUGUCGGUAAACCCGCCACUACCCGACACAGCCAAUUGGUAAGGUUUGUCACGUAAACAGCCACGCCAUUGACAAUCUGAGUACAACGUGUCACUAUUUGUAAUUACUGGCGAAACGUCGCGCUCAGAUUGUAAAUGUUGUGGCUUGGCUCUCCAACACACCGGCGUGCUGUACUAGUGACGAAUUGGCACGUUCUGUUGACGUGAAAAACCUUACUAAUUGGCUGUGCCGGGUGGUGGUGGGUUUACCGACACAACAUUUAUAACCCCAAACCCCCCAGUGUUAUGCUUGUGAGUUGUAUUGCAAUGCAUGGUGGGAAGCUUCGUGACGCUAUUCCAAUUACAAUGCCGUUCAAGUAAAGUGACAGCUGCCGUGAAAUUCGUGCUCGUCGUAGAAUCCUGAAAAUAUUGGACCUCAUGAAUCUAUCUUAAGAGCAAAGUACGCACACAUAUUUGCCGUGUUGUGUAACAUUUAGCUUACGAAUGUCUGAGCGUAACAACCGAUGGGUAUUUGUUCCGUUGGUUCCUUGCUAUCGCGUUUAUCUUUCCAGCUGACGGGUAAUCUACAACGGCAUGAGAUAUCCGCUCAGAUAUGAAUGAAAUGGUGGCUUAUGAAUGAUUUGAGUCAGAUAUACUUUAAAUCCGGCCUUGAAUCGCGUCAGUUAUGGGCACUUGUGGUCGGCCAUCAGUGUUUCGCCCUGUGGGUGGACUGGCCUUGUCAUCGGAACAUGGAAUUUCCACCGCUGGCAUCAGGCCACCAUUGGAAGUUUCACACCGAUUCACGUCCGUGUGUGCGGGGCGAUUCUCUGUCGUUUUGAAUUUUUUUGGUUUUAAAACGCGGCUCACAAAUAAUAAACCCAUCAUUGCACAGCUGUGCCUACUACGACCUUGAAAACACCUUUAAAAUGUUUACGUGACCACCACCCGCAACUACUCCGCGUGCGUGUGCGUGUGUGCGCGUGUGUGUGCGUGUGUACGUGUGUGUGUGCGUGCGUGUACGUGUGUGUGUGUGCGUGUGUGUGUGCGUGUGUGUGUGUGCGUGUGUGUGCGCGUGUGCGUGUGUGUGUGCGUGCGUGUGUGCGUGAGUGUGUGCGUGCGCGUGUGCGUGUGUGCGUGUGCGCGUGUGCGUGUGUGCGUGUGCGCGUGUGUGCGUGUGUGCGUGCGUGUGCGUGUGUGCGUGUGCGCGUGUGUGUGUGUGUGCGUGUGUGUGCGUGUGUGCGUGCGCGUGUGUGUGUGUGUGCGCGUGUGUGUGUGUGUGCGUGUGUGCGUGUGUGCGUGUGCGCGUGUGUGUGUGUGCGUGUGUGUGUGCGUGUGUGUGUGCGUGCGCGUGUGUGUGUGCGUGUGUGUGCGUGUGUGUGUGCGUGCGCGUGUGUGUGUGUGCGCGUGUGUGUGCGUGUGUGCGGCCAGCCCGCGACGCGGUGACAUCUGCAACCCAGCGCCUUGUGAACCCGGCAGCUUUUAUAAACUUAAUCCCCCCCCCCCCCUUUGUUGUUUUGUUUGCUUUAAAGGGGAAAAAACUCUGUUCCGCAUCAAAGCGAAUGUUUAAUGUGCGAAUGCAAAAUUGCCCCCCCCCCCCUCCGUAUUGCUCGACAUUUCCCCACGCUUCACUUUGUGCAUUAUUGAUGGGCGGGCGUUCUCAUCAUAUUUGUUCUUGUUAAGUGGGGGGCGUGGAGGAGGGGGGGCGUUCCAUUUUUGACCCCCCCCCCGACAAAUACAAAGAGGCUCCACGUGCCGUCCGUCGUCGGUGUAUGUCAAGAGAGGGGGUUUAGAUCGUCAACAACAACAACGGCGAUGGGUAAACAGCCCGGCUGGUGCCACAUCGCCACCCGCUCGUCGCGUGGGGGAAGCUUUCACGCCGUGGGCGCAGUGAAAGGGGUCCCUCGGUCGCGCACAGGGGGUCGCGGCGUGGCGGAGAGAGGAAAUGCGCCUCAAGAUGACACACAGAGAGAGAGAGACUCCCCCCCGCCCCCCUCUGGGGAUUUAAACGUUUGUAACGAUGUCGAGUUAUGCAAUAAAACUCCCCCGUGUCACUGUU
Messenger RNA from Lethenteron reissneri (Far Eastern brook lamprey), 10248 nucleotides. Its product is annotated as protein phosphatase 1L-like. Gene Ontology annotation, biological process: protein dephosphorylation. The record is from RefSeq and is a predicted model, not a curated record. NCBI's taxonomy places the organism in Eukaryota, Metazoa, Chordata, Hyperoartia, Petromyzontiformes, Petromyzontidae. Gene Ontology annotation, molecular function: protein serine/threonine phosphatase activity.